UUAAAUAUCAAUGUCAGGUUCUUUGUAAAUAAAUUAUUUUCAAUGUUGUGAAAGAAGAAUAGGAAUUUUGCAUACAAAUACCCCCUGCUACGUUCUGUUGCCACAGCAACCAGACCUCCUUCAGAGCCUUGUUAACUCCGUGGCAACAUAGUAAUCGGAUCUUUAUUGUGACAUACAAGUUUAAUAUUUCUUUCAUCGACGAAAAUUAUUAACAAUGAACAAGAAAAUUUCACCCGAGGAUGCCUUCUACGAAAAUUUAACAUUGGGACUUAUUCGGACCCUCUCCAAUGUGCCGAGAGUGUGCAAUGUGACUCUGGAGCGACGGCAGCCGCUGAAUGCUUGUCAGGUAGUCAACUGGGAACAAAGGCACUGCGUCUACUUGCCGGAGGAUAUGAAGAAAUUCUAUCUCUCCUCGGAUGGAUUCGUGCUGAACUGGAGCUACCAGUAUGCACCCAACGACAUUCGACGGGUGGGUCACAUCCACUUUCCGCACUUACUGCAGGUGACUCUCUUGCGAGAGAACAUCGAAACGACGCACUCUGUUAGCAGCUCUACGGCUCUGGCUGGCAGCAACUCGGAUGUCCUGGGAGCAGCAAGCAGCUCGCAAUCCCUUCCAGCACCAAUUGUAUCCGGGAAGGACAAGUGGGGCAAUGCCACACCGAUUAUAACAGCCAAGUCGAAGAUAUUUGAGAUCAACAACGUGAACGAGGUGGCCAAGGUUUGCAUGCUAUAUGAAUCAACGAGUUCCAACAAUCCCAAAUUCUAUCUGCUGGAGCUGAGUACCCUGAGCUGGCAGUUCCUGGCCGAUACCUUCAGUGAAUACCUGCGCAUGGCUAUCGCGCAUUUAGGUCUCCCCUACUGGGAGCUGUGCUUCUCCAGCUGCGGACUGCCCUCGUGGACGGAACAGCUUUUCCUCCUUCUGGCGCCCCAUCUCCUCGAGGAGCACGAGCCCAGGCGCGGACGAGUGCUAAAUCCGGCUUGCGAGCAUCCCUACAAUAUCAUUGAUCCGAACAUAUUCCGGGGGAAGCCUAAGACGGUGGCAAAGACUGUGACCAGCAGCACCAAGCAGAACAAGUAAAUGAAUUUCAGUAGAAAAGUAAACCAUUUAUUUCAGUGAAGAUAACGAAAACUAAAUGCCACAAAACAA
Drosophila serrata is the source of this 1147-nucleotide messenger RNA. Its product is annotated as tubulin polyglutamylase complex subunit 2. The record is from RefSeq and is a predicted model, not a curated record. Gene Ontology annotation, biological process: protein polyglutamylation. Lineage: Eukaryota; Metazoa; Arthropoda; Insecta; Diptera; Drosophilidae.